CCUGUAACGUAACAAUGGGAAAGUAUCAUCUGUGUUAUAUUUUCCUUUUACUAGUGACAUUUUGCCAUGCGAAGCAAAUUUAUGAACAAAACGACAAUACCGAACUGUACAAAUGCGUUACUACGAUAAUAAGGCGAAUUGAACUGGAAAAUGUAACUGAUGUAACUUUAGUCAAUGUGGACGCGGAGCUGGUUAAGGCGCUGCAGUCCCUGCCGCGCCCCGCGAGGUUCGUCUCCAGAACAUUCUACUGGCCGGACGACACUGUGUUCAACGACGUCUAUGUCAUUCAGUGCGAGGAUAUUUUCGUGUUCGCACAGGGACUGGACUUAGUCAGACGAGACCCUUUUUGGAAUCCGCGAGCGAAAUUCAUAAUUAUCAUCGAUAAUCUGGAAGGUAACCUUCAAGAGGCAUCAGAUUUUCUUAUACAUAAUCAUAUUUACAACGUCGCUCUUGUUGCUUACUCCGAAGAUCGAAAUGUAUCGAUUUAUUCAUUUGGUCAUCAACGUGACGAAUGUGACAGACCUACAAUAAAGAUGCUAGAACUACUAACUCCUUUUGCGGAAAUUCACAAUAUAGACAUCAACAAAAUAUUUACGUCGGACAAAAAACCUGAACUCCGAGGCUGCCAUGUUAAAUUUGUGUCGCACAACUAUUGGCCUUUCGUGUCAUUUGAAGGAAAGUUUGCUAUUGACAAUUAUUUGUUAGCAAUAUUUCGUCUGUACGAAGGUAUCACAGUCGAACUUGUAAAUUUUGGAAUAAGUGAAAAUCUCGGAGAACGCUUGAGUAACUUUACUUACACGGGCAUGUUGCACGAGAUAGAAACAUACCACGUGGAAGGAGCCAUAGGUGGUUACUCGCUAACUUUUGGUCGAAUGUCAAACUUGGAUUUCAUCGACCCUUACAUGGUUAAUCGUUACAAAAUUGUAAUACCUCGAACAAAACUGCUCAGUAUGUGGUCGGGUGUUCGAAAACAUUUCGGAGUACGAGCGUCAUGGACCAUGAUUGCUAUUUUCUGCAUCAUUUGUGUAUUAGUUAUUUUCAUGGGAAUGUUUAAGAAACAAGUGAGAGAUACGAGUCGCGAUAUCCUCAUCGUCUGGGGUUAUUUUCUCAACAACGUAAGCCAGGAGACAGUUAAAUCGAGAGUAUCUUAUAGAAUACUACUACUAAAUAUACUUCUGUACGUAUUUGUAAUCUCAAGCGCUAUUCAAGCAGCCCUGCUGAGCUGUACAACGCAUCCCAUUCGAGGUUAUCAGCCCAACACCGUCGAAGAAGUCUUAUCAGACUACCAAUUUAUCAUCAGCCCCUCUAUGUACACUCAUUUACAAAUAAAUCCAAUUAUAGACUUAUCGAACGUCAAGACAACCUGCAAUGCGACUUUAGACUGCAUGAUGGAGGUUAUGAUGAAUGCCGAUGAGCGUCUGUUUACUAUAGUAUCGGACGUUUAUCACAGGAGUAACAUUUGGAAGUUCACCGGCGCGUACGGCGAGCUGAAGAUCCAUACUAUAAGGGAACCGCUUGGAACGCUUUUACAUACUAUGUAUCUUCGACGAGGGUCGCCUAUAACGGCACCCCUCAACAGACUGCUGCGAAGGGAUGCGUGGGCGUGCGCGUUGUAA
Molecule: messenger RNA, 1616 nt
Organism: Cydia amplana
Lineage: Eukaryota; Metazoa; Arthropoda; Insecta; Lepidoptera; Tortricidae
Exons: 2
Coding region: 15-1616 (533 amino acids)
Source: RefSeq, a predicted model, not a curated record